AUGGAGAAGCAAGGUGUUCCCAUGAACCAAUACCCUCAGUCGCCCGACAUCGCGCACGCGCAGCAACAACCUCCUACCUACCAUCAAGACUCCAACGCACAGGCGCAGUUCCAGCAAGGCCAUAUGUACCAACAGCCCACUGGACAACAGUACACUAGCUCGCCGCCUCCUCAGCAGGGAUAUGCCUCUCCUCCACCUCAGCAACACCAGGGCCAAUUCGCCCCCGGCGCCGACCAGAAGGGCCUCCAGCCCCCUCAGAACCCUGGGAUGCCUCCGCAGCAGCAGAGCGGCACUGUCUAUCAGACCGCGACGCCGCUCAUGAACUUGAACCGCUCGCCUGCGCCCGCUGAUUGCCCGGCGUGUGGACAGAGGUCUAUGACCACCACACAAUUUGAGACCGGUAACACUACACAGUAA
This is a messenger RNA of Didymosphaeria variabile, 417 nucleotides long. RefSeq lists its product as uncharacterized. Lineage: Eukaryota; Fungi; Ascomycota; Dothideomycetes; Pleosporales; Didymosphaeriaceae. The transcript has 2 exons. Bases 1 to 417 code for a protein of 138 amino acids. The record is from RefSeq and is a predicted model, not a curated record.